CGAAGCGUAGCACGAGAUCUCGAAAGCAUCUAAGGAGAUUAAGGCGGCCCAGUAGCAACUGCGUGGGGCCUCAAAGAACAGCGCCUUCGAGGCGACCCUGAAAGAGAUGCUCAAGGCGGCGCGGAAGAAACGCAGCAUCGCGAGGUGGAGAGCACCGGAAACGUUCUUCGACGGCUAUGUACGGCAGCUCGAGAAGAAGAACCGCGAGGGGGAUCAGGCGGGUUUCUACAGGCACCUGAAGAUGAUCGACGUCGAAGGUAAGAGGUCGUUCACCUCUCAGAACAUCAAGGACGAGGACGGCAAGGUCCUUCGGGACCCCACGCACCUGAAGAUGAUCGACGUCGAAGGUGAGAGGUCGUUCACCUCUCAGAACAUCAAGGACGAGGACGGCAAGGUCCUUCAGGACCCCACGUUUGUUCGCCACCGGUGGGCACGGUGGUUCCACAAGAUUCUCAACACCAAGUCGCCGACCAUCGACCUGCAUGCGGCUGACAAGGUCAAGCGGUGGCCCACGUGCGUGCCACUCGACGACAUCCCAUCUCUACUUGAGGUUGAGGAAGCGGUACGGGAAAUGGCCAUCAGAAAGGGCGUCGGGCCGGACGACCUACCGGCUGAGCUGAUCAAGCUUUUUCUGGAUGGAGAUCAAGGUCUCCUCCGCGAGUUCAACGCCACUGUCGUGGACGUGUGGCAGACGGGGGACGUACCACGGCAGUGGAAGGAUGCCACCAUCGAAGUGCUGUUCAAGAAGGGCAUCCCCCCGGAGGAGCAGAGCGGUUUCCGCCCAUACCGGUCGACGCUCGACAAGCUGUUCGCCAUGCAACGGCUCCAUAUGCUCGCGAGGAAGAAUAGUACUGGGGUGUUCGCGUGCUUCAUCGACCUCCCCAAGGCAUACGAUUCGAUGCUGGCGGUCAUUCGCCACUUCCACGAGGGCAUGAGGGCGCGCGUCCGAACGGACGACGGGCAGUACUCGGAAUGGUUCGACGUGGGCCAAGGCCUCCGACAGGAAUGCAACAUGGCCCCGCUGUUGUUCGACUUGUUCUUUGCCGCGAUGCUCAUGGUCGCCGUGGCCGAGUUCGACAAGGACCCCAAGGACCCCAAGGCGACGGCGGACAUGGUGAAGAUCGGGGCACAAGUGGAAUACACGGGCAAGAAGGGCAGGUCGGAGGGGAAAAGACGACGGUGGUGACGGACGCGGAGGCCCUGUGGGCCAUGCUCUACGCUGACGACGCGGCC
This is a messenger RNA of Ectocarpus sp. CCAP 1310/34, 1233 nucleotides long. Lineage: Eukaryota; Phaeophyceae; Ectocarpales; Ectocarpaceae. The record is from the annotation of a GenBank genome assembly.